CAUCUACCCCUCAACCAUCCGAGACGGAACCAGAUUCAAGUUUCUCGAGACCACCAUUUGCAAAGGUAUCAUUACUUCGCCAAGCCUCUCUUACAUCUGCAGUAUCUACACCAGGAGAGAAUCUGAACAGCAAUAAUAAUAAUACACCGCGUGAAAUAGAAUCAUCAGUAGCAAAUAGUCCUGACAUAGAAGAGGAAGAAGAAGGAAUGGAAGAGGUCGAGGAAUAUGAAUAUGAUGAACAACCGGAAGACUAUGGUGAGCGAACAGAUGAAUAUGAGAGACAGAUUAAUGAAUACCCUGAUGCGGUUGAAGAAUAUGGAGAACAAAAUAGCGAAUAUGAAGGACCUAGUAGUGAUUAUGGUGGACCAUCCACGGAUAGUGAAUACGAUGAACAAGCAAGCGAAUAUGAGGAACAAACAAGCGAAUUUAUGGAACAAACGGAAGAACAGUCAGAACACAUACCAUAUCAAGGACAGGUAACCACGCAAAUGACAGCGUACAUAGACCCGGAUAAGGAAAUUUUAGCAGAGACAAAAAGCACAGAAGAUGGAGAGAUCGAAGAAGGAUAUGAAUAUUUGGAAGAUUUAUGA
Dentiscutata heterogama is the source of this 590-nucleotide messenger RNA. Lineage: Eukaryota; Fungi; Glomeromycota; Glomeromycetes; Diversisporales; Gigasporaceae. The record is from the annotation of a GenBank genome assembly.